CGCACCCCAACCUUUCCCUGUUCCCCCCCUCCCCUUCCAACCUCCCCCAACACCCCUUCCUUCGUCCAUGGCGGAGACAAAAAUAAUCUAUCAUAUUGACGAAGAGGAAACCCCUUAUCUGGUGAAAUUGCCCGUCUCCCCGGAAAAAGUCACUUUGGCAGAUUUUAAAAAUGUCCUCAGCAACCGGCCGGUGCAUAACUACAAAUUUUUCUUCAAAUCUAUGGAUCAGGAUUUUGGGGUUGUGAAAGAGGAGAUCUCAGACGACAAUGCAAAGCUACCCUGCUUCAAUGGACGUGUCGUUUCUUGGCUGGUCCUGGCCGAGAGCUCCCAUUCGGACGCCGGUUCCCAAUGCACUGAGAGCCACACAGAUCUUCCUCCUCCCAUCGAGAGAACAGGAGGCAUCGGAGACUCCCGCCCUCCUUCCUUUCACCCAAACGCCGCAAGCAGCCGAGAUGGACUGGACAACGAGACGGGGACGGAGUCCGUCAUCAGCCACAGGAGGGACCGACACCGGCGGCGGAACCGAGAGGGCCACGAAGACGUCUCCCGCAUCAAUGGGCACCCGAAGCUGGACCGACACCGGGAGCACCCGCCAGGCUACGACAGCUCUUCCACCAUGAUGAGCAGCGAGUUGGACUCCAGCAGCUUCAUCGACUCCGACAAUGAUGAAAACACGAGCAGGUUGAGUAGCUCCACAGAACAAAGCACUUCGUCCCGUCUCAUCCGGAAACACAAACGCCGUCGCCGGAAACAGAAGAUGCGACAGAUUGACCGGUCGUCUUCCUUCAGCAGCAUCACAGACUCUACCAUGUCCCUGAACAUCAUCACCGUCACCCUCAACAUGGAAAAAUACAACUUCCUAGGAAUCAGCAUUGUGGGCCAGAGCAACGACCGAGGAGAUGGUGGCAUCUACAUAGGCUCUAUCAUGAAAGGCGGCGCUGUGGCGGCUGACGGAAGGAUUGAACCGGGGGACAUGCUCUUACAGGUGAACGAGGUCAACUUCGAGAACAUGAGCAACGAUGACGCAGUGCGAGUCUUGCGGGAAAUCGUCUCCAAGCCAGGCCCUAUCAGCCUAACAGUGGCCAAAUGCUGGGAUCCUACGCCCCGGAGUUAUUUCACAAUCCCCAGAGCUGAGCCCGUGCGGCCGAUCGACCCCGCCGCCUGGAUCUCUCAUACCACGGCCCUGACGGGAGCGUACCCCCGUUACGGUAUGAGCCCCUCCAUGAGCACCAUCACCUCUACCAGCUCCUCACUAACAAGCUCAAUUCCCGAUUCGGAAAAGCUGGACGAAUCCCCUUUAACUGUUAAAAGCGACAUGGCCACCAUUGUCAAGGUUAUGCAGUUGUCGGAUUCUGGCCUUGAGAUUCGGGACAGGAUGUGGUUAAAAAUUACCAUCUCCAAUGCAGUAAUAGGAGCGGACGUGGUCGACUGGCUUUACACGCAUGUGGAGGGCUUUAAAGACCGAAGGGAGGCCCGGAAGUACGCCAGCAGCAUGUUGAAACAUGGCUACCUCAGGCACACUGUGAACAAAAUCACGUUCUCAGAGCAGUGCUACUAUGUCUUUGGAGAUCUCUGCGGCAAUCUGGCUGCACUGAACCUUAACAAUGGUUCCAGCGGAGCUUCAGACCAAGACACCCUGGGCCCCCUCCCGCACUCGGCCACGCCCUGGCCCUUGGGGCAAGGCUAUCCUUACCAAUACCCCCUUGCCCCUCCAUGUUUCCCACCGGCCUACCAGGACCCAGGCUUCAGCUAUGGCAGCGGCAGUGCAGGGAGCCAGCAAAGCGAAGGAAGUAAAAGCAGCGGCUCUAACCGAAGCAACAGCGAGAAAAGCCGGAGGACCCUGGCUCGGGAUAAGGACCGCAAGUCAGCCGGCAGCGGCAGUGAAUCGGAUCCCACUGCCCGGAGCGGGGUAGCAGGGAGCGUCCUUCGGCACGAGCGGCCGGCCAGCCAGCUCAGCCAGCUCAGCCACCACAGCCGCGCCUCUGCUGCCCCCAGCGAGAGGAGCCCACACAGCCGCCAUUCGCACGGGCCUCCGGGCGUUCCUCCACUCUGCAGCCUCCCCAAGCUGGGCCCCAAAGUCUAUGGGACAAGUGGGCCCCCUGGGGGGCCCCCCGUGCGGGAACUCGCCUCCGUCCCCCCCGAGCUGACCGGCAGCCGCCAAUCGUUCCAGAAGGCCAUGGGCAACCCUUGCGAAUUCUUCGUUGACAUUAUGUGAACAAGAAGUGCCUUCAAAAGACUCUUGUGCGGAGGGUUUGUUUUCUUGGGGUUCCUUUUUAAGUUUGCAAAUUGACGCUGGAAAAGAAAUAGGGGUGGAGACAGAGAGAUUUGGGGGGGGGGACACUAUUCGGACUGUCCUUUGCAUGUCACGCCUUCCUGACUCUUGAUCAUUGCAAGCAAACGAGGAACAGAAAUCCUGGAAACUUAGAUAUCUGCAAAUCAGUGGAAUCUUUUUUUUUUUUUUUUAAUUCUCCUUCUGCUUCCCCUACCCUGACCAAUGUGAUUGAUUGGUGUUCUCUUCACAUACCCUAAUGAGCUUUGGUAUCUGUGGCAUCCUCUCCCCAGUGCAAUUAUACUGUGUUCUCAAUCAAAAAAAUAGCAUUUUAUAUAGUGCUUUUAAAAAGCAACAACA
Lacerta agilis (Sand lizard) is the source of this 2629-nucleotide messenger RNA. It is a transcript of the gene DVL1, whose product is annotated as dishevelled segment polarity protein 1. The transcript is spliced from 15 exons. Gene Ontology annotation, biological process: canonical Wnt signaling pathway; intracellular signal transduction. Gene Ontology annotation, cellular component: cytosol. The record is from RefSeq and is a predicted model, not a curated record. Lineage: Eukaryota; Metazoa; Chordata; Lepidosauria; Squamata; Lacertidae. Gene Ontology annotation, molecular function: frizzled binding. The coding region runs from base 68 to 2215 and encodes 715 amino acids.